AAAAAAGGAAGAAGGAAAAUUUGUUCAACUCACGCCAUUGCCAUCCUUUCGGAAACUUUUCGCGUUUGUUUUAAGCUGCUUUCAUACAGUAGUACUGUGGACAGGAGUUUCAUCAGACAAGAAAUAUUCGCCUCUUGUUUUCAUCCAUGUGAGAGGAUUUACCGGUCGGGCGCACGCGUUCGUCGACAUUUUAUAGGAAACGAAGGGGAAUUUACAUGCUAGUCGUAUUUUAAAAACUUCACACAGACACCAGACAACCAUGUCGACGGCUAUCGGCACAUAUGCGAACAAGAAACGGAAGAAGCCCGUUCAGAAAAUCCCCAAACCCCCACCGCCCGAAGGAGUAAAAUCUAACCCAUCCAAACGGCACAGGGAUCGACUGAACAGCGAAUUGGACAAGCUCACUAACCUGCUGCCCUUCUCAGAGGACGUCCGUGCCCGACUAGACAAGCUCUCAGUUUUGCGACUCAGUGUUGGAUACUUGAAGGUUAAGAGCUACUUCAAUGCCACAAUCAAAAAGACCGGAGGUGGAUGGCUUGGUGAUCGAUCUGGGACGUUUGGAGGAAACGGACAGAUGGCCACCAGUCUGGAUGGAGUCAGUUUUUCAGAAGGGGAUCUGCUGUUGCAGGCUCUCAAUGGCUUUGUGUUGGCGGUCACAGCCGAAGGCUACGUGUUUUACUCCUCUCCGACUAUACAGGACUACCUGGGAUUUCAUCAGUCGGAUGUUGUCCACCAGAGUGUGUUCGAGCUCAUCCAUACAGACGACCGCGCAAUGUUUCGAAGGCAACUGCACUUUGCUCUCAACCCGGAUGACAGCGACAACGGAAUGCAGAGCAGCAGUGACAUCACCAGAGACAUGGUGUCCUACAAUCCUCAACAUAUCCCACCAGAAAACUCUUCCUUCCUGGAAAGAAGCUUUUGCUGCCGAUUUCGUUGUCUUCUUGACAACUCAUCUGGCUUCCUGGCCCUAAACUUCCAGGGAAGGCUGAAAUAUCUCCACGGCCAAAACAAAAUGGCAGAAGACGGGACCAUGGUCCACCCUCAGCUGGCUCUUUUUGUCGUAGCCACACCCCUUCAGCCACCCUCCAUCUUGGAAAUCAGAAGCAAGACUCUGCUCUUCCAAACCAAACACAAGCUGGACUUCACACCCUUGGGAAUUGACACAAGAGGGAAGGUGGUUCUUGGCUACACUGAAAUUGAGCUGUGCAUACGAGGAUCUGGUUAUCAGUUCAUUCAUGCUGCCGACAUGAUGCACUGCGCAGACAACCACAUCAGAAUGAUAAAGACAGGAGAAAGUGGUUUAACAGUCUUUAGACUGCUCUCAAAAGGAGGUACAUGGGUCUGGGUGCAGGCGAAUGCCAGGCUUGUGUAUAAAGGAGGACGACCUGAUUUCAUCAUUGCUCGACAGAGAGCAUUGACUAAUGAGGAAGGUGAGGAACACCUUCGACAAAGGAAGUUGCAGCUUCCUUUCAAUUGCGCCACCGGUGAGGGGGUACUGUACGAGACCGGGCCCACACUGGACAUCACAGAUAUUCAAAAUCAGAACAAGGGUCAGAAGAUGCACAACCCUCCAUCUGUGGACCCAGAUUCUCUACUUGGAUCCAUGCUAAAGCAGAACCCUAGUGUCUACAAUCAGAGCAACGAUCCCAAUUCCCAGUUCAACCUGGACAGGGCCUUUAGGGAUAGCCAUGCCUUGCUCAAUGUUCCUGGGAACACCUGCCAGCCACCACCCCUGAACACGAUGGCUGGGAUAAAGGAAGAAAACAACGUUAAGGAGAUGGUGGAAUCCUUACAACAGAUCAUGGGGGACAGCACUCUUUGUAACAGCAUGCAAGACCUCGAUGUCGACAAUUCGGAGCUGAAGGAAUGGGAGGCAUUUUUGGUCAGGAUAAACCAAAAUAACAUGAUGGAUCUUGAUGAUAUCAUCACCAACGACAUUCUUUCCUACGUCGAGGAUGCUCUUUUCAAGGACAAUGGUAUUCAGCUGCCCGACCAGCUUAAGGGCCAGGAUCCUUUUAUUGAGGUUCCAGAGAUGGACUUGCAGAAUACCUUAACUGCUAACCAGGGAUUCAACGGCCAGCCGGGGAUGCUCUCGGGAUCCCCCGGUCAAGCUGGGUUUAUGGGAAUGAACAUGCAAGAGGUUGUGGAUGCCGGUAGUUCUGGAAGAGGGAUGGCGAAGCUGACUCAUAUUGGGCCGCAGAUGCCAAUUGUACAGCAGACGCUACCUAACAAUACUUUCGCCCAGACGUUCGGACUGGAUCAGACACCCCAAAAGACACCCGGCAACAAUCAAGUUAUGUUUAAUUCUUCUCUUGGCAUGCCGUGUAGCCAGCAGCAGACCCAAGUCAGGCUUGGUCUUCAACCCCAACAGACCCUAUAUGGUGCCGUGAAAGAGAAUGGAAUCACACAAUGUGGCCAGGGAAACAUGCUGGCUGGAAACCAGACCCAUCCCAACACAAUGUCUUUGCCUCUUCAAAACUCUAUAUUGCAGGGCACUGCCACCCAGCCAAUGGCCUUCCACAACCAAAACUCUCUUUCCCAGCAACAAUCGAUAAAUCACAACCCUCAGUGGGUACCAUCCUUGUCCGACACCAAAAGUAUCGUGGAUAGCCUGAUAGACAGUUGUACCCAAAAUGUUUCAGUUGCACAAGAUGCAGGACUGCACUCCUCUGCCCCUACCGCACACUUGCAAGGACAGUUUUCACUUCAUACUCAAAAUGUCGCCAAUCCAGGACUGACCGCCUGGCAGGUGCCCAAGUCCACUCCACAGCAGCUCCCUAAAUCACUGUCCGGUGGACAUCAAAAUAUGACCGGACUCUACGGAGACCCACUCGGACAGUUAAUGGCACAGACAAACCCACAAGGAUUUGGGUCUGGCUUCCUGCCCCAGAAAACCGUCAGUAACGGCUAUCCUCAGCAGGUGGACACGAUUAACAACGGCCCUCAUCCGAUCGCAAACAGCUGCAUGUUCGUAAAUACCCCUCAACCCAGGGUAAAUGGGAUGCAGUAUGGUUCCGCGGAUCUGUCGUCCUGUCAGAUGGCUAAAAGUCUCUUGACCCAGAGUCCAACUCAAGCAUCUUGCUACUACCAAAGAGGACCUAGCGAAUCAAUCGUGGGCUCAUCUGUCAUACCGCAAGAGGACACCAAUAUCAGUCCCAUGGCCUGCCAAGUCCCGCUAGGAUUGACUCCGGAGAACAUCAUUGCUCAGCAGUAUCUCUCCUGCAAUGGCCAGACACAGAUCGCAAGCCGCCCACUGGAAGAGGAAGCAACGUUCCACUUUCCACCACUGGUCAACGGAACUGCCUACUUUUCCGAGAACAACCAAAGCAAUUGCUGUGACUAUUAGACAGAGAUGUCACCCAUGGCGGUGACCGACACAUCACAAGUCUGACAAGCAGCGCACCUGUCUAUAAAAAAGUAUGCAUGCUUGUUUGUCCCUCGAAAGAGAUGCCUCCGCUUCUGAUGAAACUCUUGGCUGACAACCUUCAAGACUUUAGAAAUCUGAGAGCACACUCAACAACCACACUUAGUUUUACACUCACUUUCACAAUCUUUGACAAAUACGCAGCAUUUUUUCAUUUUAAGCAUCGUCCUAUAUAGAUUUCGCUUCGUUUGGUUGUUUUGUUUUGUAUGCAUCACCACUCUGGCAAGAUAAACACUGAGUGAGAGAGAGAGAGAUGUGUGAGCAAGUGUGUAUGUGGCGAGAGAGCCGAGAGUUAAAUUAUGAAGUAUGCAGAAGUAAAGGUGGAACCUUUUAAUUGCGGCAUAGAUUCCAGAGAAAACGAUUCGCGUCGAGCACGAGAUGCUAUUUAUUGGGGUAAGUUUCGUCUCAAAAAGGGAACGGCAAUCUCGUUGGUGAGGAUACACAGGCCCUUUAUAUUGCUACCUAUGCACUUAAGAGGUCCCACCUGUAGACCUUAAACCCUAGUGUUAGCAUUGUACAGUAGCUUAGUCCUUAUAAUCCAGCGAGUGUGUUUUCAUAAUAUGAAUACUCUACUUAUGGCCUGCGGGUCAUUAUUGGACUGCAGGAACAAAUUGCUGAUUUGUUCACAGAAAAAUUAGCCCACAGCUCCGCCUAUUUGGACUUUGCGGACGACGGCGAUGGACUGUGUAGCGUCCGAAUUUUUUAUACGGACGAUUCCGUAAAAUUGUUGGAUAUGAGACGCCAUCGUAUUGGAUAUCCCCGAGAGAGACGGAAACGUGUCACGUUUUCAACAGAAACAAACUUUGUGGCUGCUUUUGUUUUUUUUAUACUGCAGGAUAUUUUUUCUUCAAGGAGUGAAGAUGAUUAGUAAAGACUUCAAUUCCCUUGGACAUCGUGCGUCCUCUCUUGCCACCCUUUUAUUGAUGUUAACCGUAUGUUUCUUGUGUAUUGCAACAAUAACAGAAUGUUAUGAUAUAGAUUCAGUUUUUCUUUUAUUUUUUUGUCUUUUGUACUUUUUUUUAUGCAUAUAAUCAAAAUUAUGAAAAUGCCAUUGAGCCAUUUUUGUUCACUUUUCUGGUUAUAGAUUAUAUAUACGGCCUCGCUUUUUGUUAACGCUUUUGCUUUAAUUCUUAUGAAAGAAUUCUAGGAAUUCUUGAAUCUUGUUACGUGCCAUGACAAUCACACCGGUCAGCUGAUUCCGCCUCCAGACGAAGACUUCGGAAAGGAGAAUUUUGGAGAUUUCGCAAGAAAAAAACUAUAAAAUAUUUGUCAAAGAAAAAGGAUGGGUUUGAUUUUCCAAUUGUUACGACCAAAGUGAAACUAUUUGCGCAUUUUUCCUCUCGUUUCGUGAACGAGGUUUAAAGUUUGUAAGUCCCCAUGUGCCUUAUUUUAGGAGAAUUUUAAAUAGUAAUUUAAUACGAAUUUAUAGCAUUAUGACACAUUUCUCAUAGGUUUGGAAAAAUGACUGUUGGUUGUUUUGUAAAAAAUGAAUCGCCUUCUUUUUGAAAGGCUCCGAUUUUGUAAGUUUAUUUUUUUUAUCAAUCCCGCUUAAUUUACUCGUAGAAACUUGUUGUGUUUUAGACUGUUGUUGAUCUUAGAGAUUGCACUUUCUCUUCUCGGCGAGGACAGAACAUGUGUGGUGUGAUAUAUAUAUACAAAAUCCCCAAGUCAUGCACCCAAAGCUUUUGUCCUUUCAUCAUCUAAAAUAGGAACACCGUGUGCCUUAAUUUCUUUCUCCCCAAGGAUAUUUCAUUUAUUCCCUCCAUUUUCUCUGUCUUUAAAUAAAAUGAUUGUGGCUUGCGGAAGGAGGAACGGAUUUGAAAUGGCAGCUAUAAUUGAAUCUGAGAAGCAAUGUAUUUAACAACUGGUUGUUGUUGUUGUUGUUAGCAUGGACGGAAUCGCUAAUGCUAGUUGACGCUAAUAUGCUACGUGUUGUACAUAGCCUCACAGUUUAAGUUACAGGACACUUACAUUCACACUUAUUUUGUGCUUUUUUAUUUCAAGAUUAGCAACUUUUGUUUUCCUUUUGGUUUUUGUUCGUUAUGAACGCUAACGGAGAUAAGAUGUAUGAUAAGAUGUAAAUACGCGCGUUCUCUAUUUGAUUGCCGGAUGUCUGGCAGCUUAGAGUGGAGGUUAGUAUGAAUACGCGAUUGAUGAUUGAUCUGUUUAGUAGUUUGUACUGUCGAUUUAAGAUCACGCACAAAUAAACGCGACGGAUUGGUUUGCGCCAAUGUGAUUUUUGCGUACCGUAUCGCACCACGUGCGACGCAAUGAACCCCGCCCACAGUAUAAUCUCAUAAUAACUGCAUAUUAAAGGAUCAUUACGAUUUGCAUUGGCUUUAAAUCUGAUAAUGCAGUUUCAUGUUCGCAUUCGUUUUAUAUUGAAAUAAAGAUGCUUAGGCUUAGAUUCGCUACAUUUUGCUUUCAUUUCCCGUUCCCUCAAAGUGCCAUUGAUUAAACCAGAUUUAUAUUUCAUAGACCUCACUAACAGCAUUGAACGCCCCCGUGUGCCAAUAAUCGGUAGCCUUUUGGACACCCAGCUCUUCACCACUAAACUAUACAAGAGAAACAAAAGCACUUAUUCUCGCAUAACGUGUUUGUGAGGUCGCUUCAUAUGCAGUAUCCUUGUCUAUUUGUUGUAUUUUUGUUCGUUUCUGUGCUUGUUUUUUCCACCCAGCAUUGUAAAUGCUUUCACGUGUAUUGUAUAUCUUAUUUUGUACAUUGUUUCGCACAACUUUAAAGUCUAUAUACGUAAAUGGAUGUCCCGCAAAUACAGCCAUAAACAUACAUCUAUAUUAUGCAAUAUAGCUUUUGUUUGUUUGUUUUGUAUUUGUAUUAUCAAAUUGAUUCAUUUUUGUUGUUUCUCUCAAUACUCAUAUCUUUAUAACAUUAAAAGGUGGCCAUUCACUCAAA
This is a messenger RNA of Paramisgurnus dabryanus, 6337 nucleotides long. RefSeq names its product aryl hydrocarbon receptor 2 (gene ahr2). Gene Ontology annotation, cellular component: aryl hydrocarbon receptor complex; nucleus. Gene Ontology annotation, molecular function: transcription cis-regulatory region binding; protein dimerization activity; nuclear receptor activity. Gene Ontology annotation, biological process: xenobiotic metabolic process; regulation of transcription by RNA polymerase II; response to xenobiotic stimulus. Lineage: Eukaryota; Metazoa; Chordata; Actinopteri; Cypriniformes; Cobitidae. The record is from RefSeq and is a predicted model, not a curated record.